UGUCCCAAUCUAGUAUUCACAGUGGUCAUUUUCUGGAAAAUUUUCAAGUUCUUUUCUCUUCAUUCUCCGCCGGUGCUGCCUGAGAACUCUACCGGCGGUGACUCAGGAUGAUCUCCGUCGGAGAGGCUUGAGCAGGAGCAACGGUGUCGUUUAGGUUGCACUGGCUUCGUGAGUGUCGGAGUUGGUGGCUGGAUUGAACGGAGACGAGUUCGGCUGUGAGUGAGCUGACUCACUGAGUUAAAGGCGCGAAAAUGGCUUUCCACAAGAAUAGCAUUUGGGCAAGAAAUGCUGGGUGUCUAACUGAUGGAGAGAAAGUUUAUGAUGAUUCCUCCGGAAAUGAACAGAAGCGUGGUCAACAAUGGCUUAUGGAUGCAACAGAGCCAGAACUGUUCUGCAACAAGAAGCAAGCAGUAGAAGCUGUUAACAGCUGGAAUAUUUCAGGAAUUUCAAAUAUGAAUGAUUCUCCAUGUGGAAACAUUUCAAGUUUUGCAUCUGUUUCAGGGCCAUUGUUGGACCGCCUAUUUGGAACUGACCUUAAAAUAAUUCAUCCUCUUAGCAGGAACAUUCCAUCUGCUAGUACUGGGAAUAUGGAUAUGGGAAGAAAGGGAUUUGAGUUUCCAUUCAGAAGUGAUUCCUCGUUUGGUUUAUCUAUGUCUCAUGCUAUAGCAGAUCCAUCUUUCAACUACAGUGGAAUCAGAAAAGUUAAAGUGAAUGAAGUGAGGGACUCUGACAAUGGCAUGCCUGUAGGAAUGGGGCACUUCUAUAAUAGGGGAGGUUACAAUAUGAUUUCAGCUGGCUCAGCCUAUAAUAAGAGUGAUUACAGCAACAUUUCACUGGGCCCAGUUUAUAAUAAUGGUAAUCAGAAUACUAUUUCAAUGGGUGCUUACUUUAAUAAGGCAACUUCCAAUUUUGGCUCAAUAAGUCAUACCUUCAACCAGGAAACCGGCAAUCCCAUAUCAAUGGGUCAUACCUAUCACAAAGUGGAUAGGAGUGUGUUGCCCAUGGGUCAUUUCUAUGACAAGGGGAAUGGAAAUUUUUUAUCAAAGGUUCAGCAGCAUGGAAAGGAAGAUGGCAGUAUCAUGUCAAUGAGUCCUGCUUAUAACAAGGGGCACGAGAAAUUUAUUUCAAUGGGCCCUUCCUACAGUGAAGCAAAUGGUAAUUUCGGUACAAUGGGUAUGGUCUAUAGUAAGCACAAUGAUGAUAUCAUGUCCAUGGGUCCGACCAAUGAUAGGGUGGAGACCGGUAAUGUGUCAUUGUGUCUCACCUAUGACAACGAAGAUUCUAGCAUUUUAUCUAUGGGCCACAACUACAAUAAGGGCCAGAACAAUACUGUCUCAUUUGGAGGCUUUCAUGAAGAACCUGAGACAAAUUCUUCUGGCAGGAUCAUUGGCAGCUAUGAUUUGUUGAUGAGUCGGUCAUCAGCACAAGCUCCAGAAGCAGUUUGCCAGAAAGAUGCUCAAGCUUCAGAAAUACUUUGUCAGCAAGAUGCACGAGCCUCAGGAGUACUCGGCCAGAAAGAUACUCAAGCUUCAGAAAUACUUGGCCAGAAAGAUGCUCAAACUUCACAAGUACUUACCCAGAAAGAUGCUCAAUCGUCAGAAAUACCUGGCCAGCAAGAAGUACAAACUUCAGAACAAGUACUUAGCCAAAAAUAUUUGGCUCAAUCGAAUGCUGAUCCAGCUGCUAGUUGCACACCAAAAGCUACUUCUAAAACCGAUACUGUCUCAAAAAAUAAACAGAUAAAUACUAAAAAGGAUUCCUCAAGCCACUUUCCUUUGAAUGUUAAAAGCUUGUUAUCAACUGGUAUGUUUGAUGGGGUUCCUGUGAAGUAUGUUUCAUGGACACGGGAGAAGAGUGUUCGAGGAGUUAUAAAAGGGAGUGGGUAUUUGUGCAGCUGUAAGGACUGCAAUAGCUCUAAUUGUCUUAAUGCUUAUGAGUUUGAGCGCCAUGCUAAUUGCAAGACCAAACACCCAAACAAUCAUAUUUACUUCGAGAAUGGGAAAACCAUUUAUGCAGUGGUCCAAGAGCUGAAAAACACUCCUCAAGACAAGCUUUUUGAAGUGAUUCAAAAUGUAACUGGAUGUCCUAUUAAUCAGAAGAAUUUUCAAACUUGGAAAGCAUCAUAUCAGGCGGCAACAGUUGAACUUCAGCGUAUCUAUGGAAAGGAUGGAGCUGCAGGACCAAUCUUGAAAUAAGGACUCUGCCUCUUCCAAAGUCAUAAGUUAGGUUAACACCAGACCUAUGCACAGCAUACAUUUAUAUAAUAAAUCAUAGUGGAUUUGGAUUUUUAGAUUGGGACCUGUACAUAAAUUAUAGACCCAGUUUGGAACUUUAAAUUGGGCUUGGGUCUAGCUCCACAAUAAAUUUGGAACUUUACAAUGGACUUACUUCUGUGAUCCUUAUCGUUGUUUUAGCUUUUGAACAUUUGCAUUAGGAUCUUAAUUUCUUCUGGUUUUUUGGACUCAAAAAGUAGCGUUUCACUACAUUUUCUCCAGGAAUUUAGAAUUUUAAUCAAUGGAUAUGCAAUAUCUUUUGUG
Vitis riparia (riverbank grape) is the source of this 2537-nucleotide messenger RNA. RefSeq lists its product as uncharacterized. NCBI's taxonomy places the organism in Eukaryota, Viridiplantae, Streptophyta, Magnoliopsida, Vitales, Vitaceae. The coding region runs from base 252 to 2195 and encodes 647 amino acids. The transcript is spliced from 6 exons. The record is from RefSeq and is a predicted model, not a curated record.